GGAAGGAACGGCCCGGCCAAGAUGGCUGCGGAGGAGGGGGCUCGGGGCGCUCCUGCUGCUGGCAGUAGUGGCCGCCCCGCGGCCAUGGAGCGGAUUCUGCCCAUGUUGUUGGUGUCGGUCCCCGCCGAGGCGAUGGGGCAGCUGGGAUCUCGGGCGCAGCUGCACAGAGAACAGGAGGCUCUAGGGAGCCUGACGGCUGCGGGCAGCCUCCAAGUGCUUUCCUUAACGCCUGGCGGCCGGGGCGGGGGUGGCUGUUGCCUCGAGGGCCCUUUCCAGCAGUUUGUAUGGGAGGAUUCUCAUAACAGCAGUACACCAACUGACAAGCCCAAACUGCUUGCUCUUAGUGAAAAUUAUGAACUGCUCAUCUAUGAGUUUAAUUUAAAAGAUGGACGAUGUGAUGCAACCAUUUUGUAUAGCUACGGUAGGGAGACAUUGCAAAAGCUCAUUGAAGAUCAAGGUAUCAGUAUUUCCUUACUGUCUUUGAGAAUUCUGUCAUUUCACAAUAACACAUCAUUAUUGUUGAUCAACAAAUGUAUUAUCCUAUGCAUUAUUUUUCCUGAAAGAGAUGUUGAAAUUAGAGUACUCAAUUGUUUCACAUUACCCUUGCCUGCACAGGCAGUGGACGUGAUUGUUGAUGCACAGCUCUGCAGAGAAAUUCUUUUUGUUUUGAGUAGCUUAGGUUGGAUCUACAUUUUUGACAUUGUGAAUGGUACACAUGUAGCUCAUGUGGAUUUAGUACUUCACCAGGAAGAUAUGUGUAAUGAGCAGCAACAGGAGCCAGCCAAGAUUUCUUCUUUUACUUCACUGAAAGUGUCUCAAGACCUGGAUGUUGUGGUGAUUGUCAGCAACUCCAACUCUGCAAUUGCUCUUAACUUAAAUUUGUAUUUCAGGCAAUACCCAGGACACCUGCUGUGUGAAAGACUGCUAGAAGACCUUCCAAUUCAAGGACCGAAGGGGAUAGAUGAAGAUGAUCCUGUUAACUCUGACUACAACAUGAAACUGACCAAGUUUUCUUUCCAGGUUGAUAGAUCUUGGAAAGCACAGCUAUCAUCGUUAAAUGAAACAAUAAAGAGCUCCAAACUGGAGGUUUCCUGUUGUGCUCCAUGGUUCCAGGAUAUUUUGCAUUUGGAGUCCCCUGAAUCUGGUAACCACAGUACCAGUGUGCCAAGCUGGGCUUUCAUUCCACAGGACAUAAUGGAUGGGCAAUACAAUUUUCCACAGAAAGAUCAUGCCAAGACCAGUGAUCCAGGAAGAUCAUGGAAGAUAAUGCACAUCAGUGAACAAGAGGAACCCAUCGAGUUGAAAUGUGUGUCUGUGACAGGAUUCACGGUACUGUUUACUUGGACAGUGGAAAAGACGGGCUGCAACAUUGUCCUCUGGGAUUUGGAGACCCAGGACAUGCAGUGUUUUUCCCUUGGCAAAAAGUGUAUUCCUGUAGAUAGUAGUGAAGACCAACAACUGUGCCUCAUUUUGACAGAAAAUGGAAUCUCUCUGAUUUUGUUUGGUUUGACUCAAGAGGAGUUUUUAAACAGACUAAUGAUCCAUGGAAGUGCCAGCACUGUGGACUCUCUUUGUCAUCUCAAUGGUUGGGGGAGGUGCUCAAUUCCCAUACAUGCAUUAGAGGCUGGGUUAGAAAAUCGUCAGCUGGACACAGUAGAUUUCUUUUUGAAGAGCAAGGAAAAUCUUUUUAAUCCGUCCUCAAAAUCUUCUGUACCUGAUAGGUUUGAUCACGUUUCAUCCCAUUUAUAUUUAAGAAAUGUAGAAGAGCUGACCCCAGCACUGGAUUUACUUUGCUCAGCAAUUAGAGAGAGUGAUUCUGAAACCCAAAGCAAGCACUUUUCAGAACAAUUGCUUAAUCUUACACUUUCUUUCCUUAACAAACAAAUAAAGGAGCUUUUUAUUCACACUGAAGAGCUAGAUGAACAUCUGCAGAAAGGAGUGAACAUUUUGACCAGCUACAUUAAUGAACUUCGAACUUUCAUGAUGAAGUUUCCUUGGAAGCUAACAGAAUUUACAGAUGAAUAUGAUGCCAAUGAAAAUAACCCCAAAGGAAAGGAGAGCGAUACAUGGGAGAAACUCAGCUUGGAGGAAGUUAUUGCCAAUGCCAUUUUAAACAACAAAAUACCAGAGGCACAGACUUUCUUCAGGAUUAAUGGUCACUCUGCUCAGAGACUUGAGGAACUGAUCAGAAUAGGCCUAGGUUUGGUCUUUGACAAUUUAAAAAAGAAAAAUAUAAAGGAAGCCUCUGAACUUUUGAAGAAUAUGGGCUUUGAUGUAAAAGACCAGUUGCUCAAGAUAUGCUUCUAUACAACUGAUAAAAAUAUACGGGACUUUUUGGUUGAAAUUUUAAAAGAAAAAAGUUAUUUUUCUGAAAAAGAAAAAAGAACUAUAGACUUCGUGCAUCAAGUUGAGAAGUUUUAUCUGGAACAUUUCCAAGAAAAUAUGCAGAUCCAGGCCUUGCCCAGGUGUUGGAUAAAGGAACAAGAUUUUUUCAAGCACAAAUCUGUUUUGGAUUCAUUCCUGAAAUAUGAUUGUAAAGAUGAAUUUAGCAAACAGGACCAUAGAAUUGUGUUAAAUUGGGCUCUGUGGUGGGAUCAACUAACGCAAGAAUGCAUCCUUCUCCCCAAGAUAAGUCCAGAAGCAUAUAAGUCACAUUCCCCUGAAGCCCUCUGGAGGUACCUCACGGCUCGCCAUGAUUGGUUAAGCAUUAUCUCGUGGAUUGGAGAAUUUCAGACCCAGGAUAAUUAUGCUUCACUUCAGCAGAACAAGUGGCCCCCUCUGACUGUUGAUGUUAUUAAUCAGAAUACUUGCUGCAACAGCUACAUGAGGAAUGAAAUUUUAGAUAAGCUGGCCAGGAGUGGGAUUUUUCUUGCAUCUGAAUUAGAAGACUUUGAAUGCUUCCUCCAAAGAAUGAGCCGUAUUGGGGGUGUGAUACAGGAUACCCUCCCUGUUCAAAACUACAAGACUAAAGAAGGUUGGGAUUUCCAUUCUCACUUCAUUCUCUAUUGUUUGGAACACAGUCUGCAGCAUCUUCUUUAUGUCUAUCUUGACUGUUACAAACUUAGUCCUGAAAAUUGUCCCUUUUUGGAAAAAAAGGAGUUACAUGAAGUGUACCCUUGGUUUGAAUUUUUAGUUCAAUGUCGACAAGUUUCUGGUAAUUUAACAGAUGCCAAACUGAUCUUUCAGGCUAGCCUUGCAAAUGCUCAGAUUUUGAUUCCCACCAAUCAGGCCAGUGUAAGCAGUAUGCUACUGGAAGGACAUACCCUCCUGGCCCUAGCUACUACCAUGUAUGCUCCUGGAGGUGUUGGCCAGGUUGUUCAGAAUGAAGAAAAUGAGAACCGUUUGAAGAAAGUGGAUCCCCAGCUACUGAAGAUGGCAUUAACUCCUUACCCUAAGUUAAAAACUGCUCUCUUCCCACAGUGCACUGCUCCUACUGUCCUGCCACCUGAUAUUACACUCUACCACCUUAUUCAGUCAUUAUCGCCCUUUGAUCCUAGCAGAUUGUUUGGCUGGCAGUCUGCCAACACACUAGCUAUAGGAGAUGCAUCGAGUCAUCUCCCACAUUUCUCUAGCCCUGACCUGGUUAAUAAAUAUGCUAUAGUGGAACGUCUGAAUUUUGCUUAUUAUUUACAUCAUGGACGGCCAUCAUUUGCAUUUGGUACUUUUCUGGUCCAGGAAUUAACCAAGAGCAAGACUCCCAAGCAGCUGAUCCAGCAAGUAGGCAGUGAAGCCUAUGUUUUAGGGCUCUCCUCCUUCCACAUACCUUCAGUAGGAGCUGCCUGUGUUUGUUUCUUAGAAUUGCUUGGCCUUGACAGCCUCAAGCUCAGAGUUGAUAUGAAAGUGGCCAAUAUAAUUUUAAGCUACCAGUGUAGAAAUGAAGAUGCGCAAUACAGCUUUAUCAGAGAAUCUCUAGCUGAAAAACUGCCUAAACUGGCUGAUGGUGAAAAGGCAACCAUAGAAGAAUUGCUUGUUCUCUUAGAAGAAGGCACGUGGAACAGCAUCCAGCAGCAGGAAAUAAAGAGGUUAUCCUGUGAAUCUAGCAGCCAGUGGGCAUUAGUGGUACAGUUUUGCAGGCUCCACAAUAUGAAACUGAGCAUGUCUUACCUUAGAGAAUGUGCCAAAGCAAAUGAUUGGCUGCAGUUCAUUAUUCACAGCCAACUCCAUAACUACCACCCAGAGGAGGUGAGAUCCCUUAUCAAAUACUUCAGCCCAGUCCUUCAAGACCACUUAAGGCUGGCUUUUGAGAACUUGCCUUCAGUGUCCACCUCCAGAAUGGACAGUGAUCAAGUCUGCAAUAAGUCCUCCCAGGAACUCCAGAGAAACAAUGAAGAGAUGACUGAUUUCUUUGAAAUUCUGCUCAAGUGCUCAGAGGAGCCAGACACCUGGCACUGGCUCCUGGUUGAGGCAGUGAAGCAACAGGCCCCUGUCCUCAGUGUCCUGGCCUCAUGUCUCCAGGAUGCCAGUGCUAUUCCUUGUCUCUGUGUUUGGAUCAUUACUUCUGUGGAGGACAGUGUUGCAGCUGAAGCAAUGGAACACAUUCAGGGCUCAAUAGAGGGCCACACCUGGGACCUGGAGGACCUUUCGGUCAUCUGGAGAACAUUAUUAUCAAGGCAGAAGAGCAAAACUCUUAUCAGAGGUUUCCAGCUUUUCUUUAAGGAUUCCCCAUUACUAUUAAUGAUGGAGAUGUAUGAACUGUGUAUGUUCUUCAAGAAUUAUAAGGAAGCCAAAGCUAAACUUCUGGAGUUCCAGAGGAGCCUUGAAACUCUUGACGCAGCUAGCACAAGGGCCCACCCUGUCAUCCCUGCCACAUGGCUGAAGGAUCAAGUGUGUUUUCUUUUGAAGUUUAUGCUACAGCAGUGUAAGACCCAGUAUGAGUUGGGGAAGCUUUUACAACUGUUUGUUGGAAUAGAGCAUUUCUUCUCUGAAGGUCCAGAUGUGAAGAAGCUGUGUCUCCUUAGCCAAAUUUUGAAGGAUACAUCCAUAGCCAUUAAUCAUGUGAUUAUUACCAGCUAUAGCAUUGAAAAUUUUCAGCGUGAAUGUAGAUCUAUUUUGGAAAGACUGCAGACAGAUGGACAAUUUGCUUUAGCCAGGAGGGUAGCGGAAUUAGCUGAAUUACCUGUGGACAGCUUGGUUAUUGAAGAGAUAAAACAGGAAAUGCAGACUCUAAAACACAUUGAGCAGUGGUCCCUGAAACAAGCAAGAAUUGACUUCUGGAAAAAAUGCCAUGAGAAUUUUAAGAAAAAUUCCAUUUCAAGCAAAGCAGCUUCUUCCUUUUUCUCAACCCAGGCCCUUGUGGCAUGUGAGCACCCACCUGGAGGGAGCAGCAUUGAGGAGCGCCAUCUCCUGCUCACACUGGCAGGGCACUGGCUUGCCCAGGAGGACCUGGUGCCCUUGGAUAAGCUGGAGGAGCUGGAGAAGCAGAUCUGGCUCUGCCGCAUCACCCAGCACACCCUUGGAGGAAACCAGGAGGAAAUAGAACCCAGGUUUUCUCGACAGAUCUCAACUAGUGGCGAACUUUCCUUUGAUAGUUUAGCCAGUGAGUUUUCCUUCUCCAAGUUGGCUGCUCUGAACACAUCAAAAUAUUUUGAACUUAAUGGCCUUCCAUCCAGAGAGGCAUGUGAGAAUAGACUGGAUUGGAAGGAGCAGGAGUCACUAAACUUUUUGAUUGGGCGCCUGUUGGAUGAUGGCUGUGUGCAUGAAGCCAGUAGAGUAUGCCGGUAUUUUCAUUUUUAUAACCGGGAUGUUGCCUUGGUGUUACACUGCAGAGCACUGGCCUCAGGGGAAGCUAGUGUGGAUGACCUCCACCCAGAGAUCCGUGCUCUCCUACAAAGUGCUGAGCUGCCUGAGGAAGAAGAGGAGCCCAGCACUCCCCUAAGGAAAGUCCAAAGCACUUCAAGUCUGGAUAGUCAGUCAUCUGUGAUGGUACCGUCCAGUGAUGAAGUGGUGACUAAUCUGGAAACUCUGACAAGCAAAUCCCUCCAUGGGAAGAACUACUGCCGGCAGGUCCUCUGUCUGUAUGAACUUGCCAAGGAGUUGGGCUGUUCCUACACAGAUGUUGCUGCCCAGGAUGGUGAAGCCAUGCUUCGGGCAAUCUUGGCCUCUCAGCAGCCUGACCGAUGCAGACGAGCCCAGGCCUUCAUCAGCACCCAAGGCCUCAAGCCAGACACUGUGGCUGAACUUGUAGCUGAAGAGGUGACACGGGAGCUGCUGGCCCCAUCAGAGGGAACAGGACAUAAGCAGAUGUUCAGCCCAGCAGAGGAAAGCCAGACGUUUCUUCAGCUGACCACUCUGUGUCAAGACCGCACAUUAGUAGGCAUGAAGUUGUUGGAUAAGAUUUCCUCUGUUCCCCAUGGAGAAUUGUCUUGCACCACAGAGCUCCUGAUCCUGGCCCAUCACUGCUUCACCCUGACAUGCCACAUGGAGGGCAUCAUCCGAGUCCUACAGGCUGCCCGGAUGCUCACAGAUAACCACUUGGCCCCCAAUGAGGAGUAUGGACUGGUGGUACGUCUCCUCACCGGCAUUGGAAGGUACAACGAGAUGACAUACAUAUUUGAUUUGCUACAUAAAAAACACUACUUCGAAGUGCUGAUGAGGAAGAAGUUGGACCCGAGUGGUACCCUGAAAACAGCCCUGCUGGACUACAUCAAACGCUGCCACCCUGGGGACAGUGAGAAGCACAACAUGAUCGCCCUGUGCUUUAGCAUGUGCCGAGAGAUUGGCGAGAACCACGAGGCAGCUGCCUGCAUACAACUGAAACUGAUUGAGUCUCAGCCCUGGGAGGACAGCCUCAAGGAUGUACACCAGCUGAAGCAGCUGCUGCUGAAGGCCCUGACUCUGAUGCUCGAUGCAGCAGAGAGUUAUGCCAAGGAUUCCUGUGUACGACAGGCCCUGCACUGUCACCGGCUCACCAAGUUGAUAACUCUACAGAUUCACUUUCUGAACACUGGCCAGAACACAAUGCUCAUCAACUUGGGUUGCCACAGGCUGAUGGACUGUAUUGUGGCCCUACCUCGGUUCUACCAGGCAUCUAUUGUGGCUGAGGCCUAUGAUUUUGUGCCAGACUGGGCUGAAAUUCUAUACCAACACGUGGUUCUUAAAGGAGACUUUAAUUACUUGGAAGAAUUUAAGCAGCAAAGAUUAUUAAGGCCCAGUAUAUUUGAAGAGAUUUCAAAGAAAUGUAGACAACAUCAGCCUACUGACAUCGUCAUGGAAAACCUGAAGAAGCUACUGACAUACUGUGAAGAUGUCUACCUGUAUUAUAAGUUGGCAUAUGAACACGAAUUUUAUGAAAUUGUAAGUGUGCUUCUGAAGGACCCUCAGACAGCUUGCUGCCUGAAGGACAUGCUAGCAGCUUAGAUGAUUUCAUAGGUGCCUGUUUUCCUGUCCUGAUAUGCGAUUCUCUGGCAAAUACAUGUCUGUGAUUCUGCAAAGUAGAAUAAUGCACUGGGGAUCUUUCUUUGUUGUCCAAGGUGAAAAAAGCCCAGGACUAUACCAUAUCAUUCCUUUGAGGGGGUAGUGCGUAAAGAAUGAGAAACUUUUAACAAGGAAAUUCCUAUUUAAAAGUAACUUUUCAUCUAUACUAAGAUCAAUAUUAAGAUCAAAAGCUUUCUCUUCCUCAGGAUGGCUUCUACUUUAGGACAUGAUACAGUAAUGAUUAAAGAAUACCUGUGCCUGCAGAUUCCAGUUUCAAAGAAAUUUAAUAUUAUUUACACAGUUAGGGAACAGGUGGUACAUUUGUUAGAAACUGAUCUUUCUGUAAUAAAAUAGAUUUUAAAUUCA
This is a messenger RNA of Lemur catta (Ring-tailed lemur), 7779 nucleotides long. It is a transcript of the gene SPG11, whose product is annotated as SPG11 vesicle trafficking associated, spatacsin. The coding region runs from base 22 to 7356 and encodes 2444 amino acids. The record is from RefSeq and is a predicted model, not a curated record. The transcript has 40 exons. Gene Ontology annotation, biological process: axo-dendritic transport; synaptic vesicle transport; axon extension. NCBI's taxonomy places the organism in Eukaryota, Metazoa, Chordata, Mammalia, Primates, Lemuridae. Gene Ontology annotation, cellular component: dendrite; cytoplasm; synapse.